AUGCCAGUAGAAUUUCUAACAAGAUACAAAUUCUAUGAAUAUAAAGAAAUUGUAAGAGAGCCUUCAAGACUCACAGAUGAUUUGGGAAUCUCCAAUGAAGCUAAGUCUUAUGAAUGUAAGGAAUGUAAGAGAACCUUUAUUGGAUCCUUACAACUCACCCUGCGUAUGAGAAUUCACAGCAGAGAGAGGCAUUAUGAAUGUGAGGAAUGUGGAAAAGCAUUUACUCUUGCCUCAAUACUCAAGAAACAUAUGAGAAUUCACAGUGGUGAGAGACCUUAUGAAUGUGAGGAAUGUGGAAAAGCAUUUAAUCGAUCCUCAAAUCUCAAUCGACAUAUGAGAAUUCACACUAGAGAGAAACCUUAUGAAUGUGGGGAAUGUGGAAAAGCAUUUACUCGAUCUUCAAACUUCAAUGAACAUAUGAGAAUUCACAGUGGAGAGAGACCUUAUGAAUGUGAGGAAUGUGGAAAAGCGUUUAAUCAGUCCUCAAACCUCACUCUGCAUAUGAGACUUCACAGUGGAGAGAGACCUUAUGCAUGUGAGGAAUGUGGAAAAGCGUUUACUUGCACCCCAAUACUCAAGAAACAUCUGAGAAUUCACAGUGGAGGGAGACCUUAUGAAUGUGAGGAAUGUGGAAAAGCAUUUAAUCAGUCCGCAAAUCUCAAUCGACAUAGGAGACUUCACAGUGGAGAAAGACCUUAUGAUUGUGAGGAAUGUGGAAAAGCAUUUAUUCAAUUGUCAAACCUCACUCAACAUAUGAGAAUUCACAGUGGAGAGAGACCUUAUGAAUGUGAGGAAUGUGGAAAAGCAUUUACUCGAUCCUCAAUCUUCAAUGAACAUAUGAGAAUUCACAGUGGAGAGAGACCUUAUGAAUGUGAGGAAUGUGGAAAAGCAUUUAAUCGAUCCUCCAACCUCACUCGACAUAUGAGAACUCACACUGCAGAGACCUUAUGA
Echinops telfairi (small Madagascar hedgehog) is the source of this 951-nucleotide messenger RNA. RefSeq names its product zinc finger protein 501-like. The transcript has a single exon. The record is from RefSeq and is a predicted model, not a curated record. Gene Ontology annotation, cellular component: nucleus. Gene Ontology annotation, biological process: central nervous system development; regulation of transcription by RNA polymerase II. Gene Ontology annotation, molecular function: DNA-binding transcription factor activity, RNA polymerase II-specific; RNA polymerase II cis-regulatory region sequence-specific DNA binding. Lineage: Eukaryota; Metazoa; Chordata; Mammalia; Afrosoricida; Tenrecidae. The coding region runs from base 1 to 951 and encodes 316 amino acids.